UUUUUUUGAAAGUUUUGGGAGCAUGGCGUCUAUGCAGAAGGAUAUAGAGAGUUAUAAGAAGUUGUUGAAGGGCCUGAAAGGAGGUGCUGGAGAGGAUUUGUAUGGGCAUUUGGUUGAGGUGUUUGGACAUCUGAUGAGGCAUUACCCUCAAGAAGCGCUAGAUAAGAUUGAGGAGGUGUCAUACUUAUGUAAAAAUAAGCAGGAGGUUAAUAUAGAGGAGUUUUUGAAAAUUACUGAGGAGAUUAGGUUCAAGACUGGCUCUGAAGCUAAUGCUGAGUACUCCUUUAAGGCAGGCAAGCUUUUUGAAGCUCCUGUGCUUGAAGAGGAUGAAGAGCCACCAGAAAAAGCUCCAGUCGGUAAUGUUCCUGAUCUUCUUACAACUGGAAGGAUCUUCGAAUGGGCUGGAAUUACUUUUGGAGAUAAGGAAUAUUUCUUACUUCAAAAAUCCUUAGCGAAGCUUGCAGAAAAAUCGGGUGCCACAAAAGUUAGGUUUUGGGGUAAGAUCUAUGGUACACAGAAGGAUUAUUACAUUGCAGAAGGCGUUAAAGAUGCUGAAGAAGAGGGAGAAGGCGACGAAGAAAAACCUACUGAUUUCGAACCAAGAGGCACUGGAGUCAACCAAUUCUGUUACUGGGUUGCUCAUGAUGCUCUUAGUGAAUGGACUCAGCUACCAGAUUUAUUCCCAAAAUACUUGAAGACUUCAAGAAACAUAAAAAUUUCUUUCGCAGGUGAUUUAGAGAAGGACAUUAUUACAAAUCCCUUCUUUCAUGGAAAAGAGAAGCAUUAUCUCAGGGCUCAGAUUGCUAGGAUCCAUCAUGGAACGACUCUUGUCCCAAAAGGAUUGUAUAGACCUACUGAGGACGAUGCGAAGGAAAUAGAGGCAGAUGAGCCAGAGGAUGAAGAGAAUAAAUACACUCCUCAAACUGAGAACCAAAUCUUGCUCUCAAACUGGAGUCACUAUCCAAAGGGUAUCCUGCAAAAUUGCAGGACCCAACAUAUGGAUCCUGAGCCUGAGGAAGAUGAUGAAAGGGAUCCUGAGGAUAUUCUCAAAGAAAUUGAAGCCAAAGAUCCCUAUGAUGCUAGACUCAAGUUUAUCUCAGAGGAUAAUGAAAUAGAACAUGGAUUCCCAGCUUGGAACAUCAGACUUCAUGGAGACAAAGAAAGACAGAAGACUAUCAGAGGUAAAACAGAACAUAAUGGAACUGUUGUACUAAAAUCAAACAGAUGGCCUGGAUCAGUUACUGUAUGGAAAGGAGUGAACUGGCACCAAAUUUAUGUAGGUAAUGGUCACAAAUACGAAAUGAAAAAUUAUUUCCCAACACAUCCUCCCUACAUCCCAGUUGAUCCAGAAGAUAUUGAGGAACAUCCAGAGCCUAACCCACAAGAAGUGGAAGCCCCUCCUGCUAAAGAAGGCGAGGGAGAAGGAGAAGGUGAUAAGGAAGGAGAAAAUAAUGAUGAAUAA
Moneuplotes crassus is the source of this 1462-nucleotide messenger RNA. NCBI's taxonomy places the organism in Eukaryota, Ciliophora, Spirotrichea, Euplotida, Euplotidae. The record is from the annotation of a GenBank genome assembly.